GGUGACCUGACCGUCUCCUGUUACGUCACAGUGUUUCCGGUCUGUUCCACGAUCAGCUGAUCGUCAGUUUUCUCACUUUGCUCAAACUUGUAAACACUGCAGCUUCCGGAUGCACGCGCUGCGGAGGUUCCACCUGUGGGGGUUUCGAACCCGGAGACAUUUCCACUUGACAGCCCCUGCAUUGACCUUUGACCUGAGAAAAGUUGAACUGACGCCUCUGGAGCAGCGAAAGCUCACGUUCGAUUCCCACACCAUGGUGACAGAGCUGGAGCAGAGCGGUUUUGAGAAGCGUCAGGCCGAGCUGGUCGUCUCCGCGCUGGUGACUCUGACCACGGCCAACAUCGACAUCGUUUACAGAGACAUGGUGACCAAGUCCCACCAGGAAAUCGCUCUGCAGCAGAUUGUGGCUCAUCUGGACUCCAUCAGGAAGGACAUGGUGAUCCUGGAGAAGAGCGAGUUCGCCAACCUGCGGUCUGAAAACAUGAAAAUGAAGCGCGAGCUGGAGCAGCUGUGGAACCGACUGAAGGAGGAGACGCAGAGAGUCCGAGCUGAAAGCAAACUGGACAUCAACCUGGAGAGCAGCAGGAUGUCCGACAUGUUCACUGAACAGGAGAAGAAACUGAUGGAGACCACGUCAGAGUUCCAUCACAAGAAAGUCGACCUGGAAAACGACAACAUGGAGAUCAACAAGAAGAUCGACCUGCAGGUGGCGUCACUCAAAACUCUGCUGGAGUCUCUGAAACUGGAGACGGUCACCUACCUGGCAGCGACCGUGUUCUCGUGUCUCGCCCUCGCUCUCGGUGUCUACAGACUGUGGAGGUGAAGACCUGGAGCUGGUUUAAUAAAGUGAAAGUACACAAACA
Platichthys flesus (European flounder) is the source of this 863-nucleotide messenger RNA. It is a transcript of the gene ccdc90b, whose product is annotated as coiled-coil domain containing 90B. NCBI's taxonomy places the organism in Eukaryota, Metazoa, Chordata, Actinopteri, Pleuronectiformes, Pleuronectidae. The transcript is spliced from 9 exons. The record is from RefSeq and is a predicted model, not a curated record. Bases 110 to 823 code for a protein of 237 amino acids. Gene Ontology annotation, cellular component: mitochondrion.